AUGGCUUCGUCUGAAGAACCUGUGCACCCGUUGCGCAUCUCCAAGGGCAGCAGCACUCCGGGAUCGCCCCCUGCCGCCAAAGCGAACACGGGCAUCCCUCGCCCCCUUUCAGAGCUUUCUCCUUCGGACCACAGAAGGAACUCGCCCAGCUGGAAGCAACCAUCCAAGAAAAUGACUCUCAACACCGACUCCUCCCCAUUCCAGUCGUCCCCGCUGGAGACCACCACGUCGCCCAGGCUCUUCUGGCAGAAGCGCAACCUCGACUCCAUCAGCACAGAGAACAGCGGUUUGUACGGCGGACGCCACGGCUCGCCUUCACCCACUCGCCGCACCUCCAUCGAGCGCCUACAGAGGGCUUCUCGCGUCAAGAAUAGCAACAUCCUCGCCCUCGAGCAGAAGCAGGAAUACGACCCUGCCAGAGUGCCCCAAGUCGAGCGCCCUCUAGCUAAGCAUCAGGGGAGCUCGUUCGACGGAACAACAACCAUCAUCAAUGGCCUCCGAUCCUCCGAUUCUCUGAACAGAGGCAUCGGUCACCAGCGCAACAACAGCAAGUCGAGCAUCCCCAUCUACAGCCCGGCCCCGAGCCCGACCAAGACCGCUACACCAAUGCAGGCCACCCCUUCCAACCCGCCGCGCAGCCCCGGAAAGGAGCAGGGCUCGUCUCCGAUCAAGUCGUCCCUCUCUAGGAGCAAUUUCAAGAGCAGCUUCGACCCCGAGACCGGUACCUGGUCGGCCGAUACCUCGUUUGAUGACCGCGAGCUUCCUUCCGGCAAGUCACUUCACCGACAUGCCAAGAGUGUCACCUUUGAUGCCGCCCCCCCUCAGAUCAACGAGUAUGAGAUGGCCACUCCGGACAUCUCCUCCAUCGGAUCCAACUCGCGCGAAGGCAGCUUCGAGUCUAUGGAGGACGAGGACGAAGAGGAUGGCCACUAUCACUUUGGCGACCACGACAUGGAGGGAGAUAGCUUUGACGCGUCGCUGGAAGAUACGGACAAGACGCCAGUCGUUGGCCCCGACGACUGGAGACAGUCCGCCGAGCGCAUGGAGGACCCGUUCGAGGGAAGCCCAAUGCCCGAUGCUCUUCCCCCGCGUCUUGGUCGCCCAGAACACACGCGAUCCGACUCUUCCGCCUCGGACCACCGGCCCCUGCCCCCACUUCCCGGCAUGAGCUCUCCCGCUCGCAGCGAGUCCCGCUCCUCGCCGGGUCUAUCUGCCACCGCGGAGAGGAUGAUUGGCGCUCAUCGCAGCCUGCCGUCGCCUCCGCCGGCGGCCACGAGCAAGACUGAGAUCCAGAGCAUCGGCAACGGCAAGAUGACUCUCGAGGAGAGAUUGAAGCUCAUGAUGCUCUCGGACGACCACAAGUCCGCCAACGAGCAGCAGAGAGAGCGCCGCCUUCGUCGGGGCACACAGCGCGACAGAAUCCAGAGCCCUGCCUCAGAUUCCGAGACGGCCGAGUCAAGCAUGCUCUCCCUCGAGGCCGACGAGGCUGAUGAUACCAUUGGCGACAUCUCGGCUCUCGAGGACUACGAACUGCCUACUCGAAUUUCUCGCGAGUCCAUCAUGCGCCGCGUCAACGGUGGCAACGAUGAUCAAGGAGUCGACUAUUUCUCGUCGCCGGCGGCCAGCUCGAGUCCUGAGCGGCCGAGCCCCGAGCGCCGCCUUCCUCUGCCUCUCGACCCGGACGUUCCCAUACCUUCCACUGAAGACUCGAUUCUGGAUGAUGUCUCGGAGCUCAGCGACGAGGGCAGUGUCAUCAUCCACCGCGACGAGGCCUCAGAUGCCGAGACCGAGUCCAUCACAGACUUCUACGCGCGGUCUGACAUUGACGAGAACGACGCGGAUUCUGCCAGCCACUACUCGGAUGGACCAGCUCGCGUGCCCGAGGUCACACAUGUCGGCGACAAGGAGGUCCUCACUCCUCGUGCUGCGAGCCCGGCCUACCAGUCCUUCGACAUGGCAUCGGAGAUAAGACCUUUGGAGCUCAAGUCAGACAAGGCUGGCAACGUGUCCGACCAGGAGGCCGACACCGCCGCCGAUGUUUCCGUCAAGGAACCCACGCCGGAGCCCGAGGUUACGCAGAUUUUCGAGCCAGAGGCGGAUUCCGAGGCCGAGUCGAAGAUCGAACCCGAGGCCGCGAAAGAGUCAUCGCCACUCGUGGACGCUGCUGCGUCUCUCGACACUCCACCUGAGCGCAAGCACAGCCUUCCGGAACUGAAGGACGGCGGCAAGGACAACGAGUUUUCCAAGGGUCUGCAGUCGUUCAUGUUGCCGCCGCCUCCGGAGCCUUCCGCACAAGAGGUGGAGGAGCUUCAGCCGCCGCCCAAGAUGACGGAUAUGCAGGCUCAAAUGCAGCGGCCCUCCACUCCCAAGCAUCUGUCCAAGCCCGACUACGAUGGCUCUGGAUGGGGCGACCCGGAGGAUGAAUAUGAUGAGGAGCCCGGUACGCCCGAAUCCGUUAUUCAUCGUCCGAUGUCCUCCGACGAGGAAGAGGAGUCGGAGAUCUUUGACGAGCCGCCCAUGGAGUCGCCCGCGAUCCCCGAGCGACAAGCAACCAUCAAAGCCUCUGGUUCCAAGUUGAAGACAAGACCAUCUAACACGCCUUCUGACAUCAUUGCCAUGAGAGAAGCCCGGCGCCAAGUUAGUCGCGAGGUGCCUGACAUUCCAGCCAUUCCCGAACGCCACCGCAACAGACUCUCGAGGGAUCUACAGGGAGAGCCCACCAUCCCCGAUGAAGACCUGGUGAUGAAGCGCCACUCGAGCUUCAACAAGCGCAGCCUGACAUUGGAUCUUGACUUUGGCCUCAGUCUCGAUCAGGAUUUCGACCGGGUUAUCGAGGCACAAAAGGUUGCUUUUUCUCAACAAGUACAUGAUUCUUCUCAUAUCGCAAGUGGGGGCCCGAGCAGACAAGUGUCCAGGCCGGCUGUCGCCACGAGCAAAGUCAAAGUCGAUCAAGCAGGAGCGAGGUCACUGAAUGCUAACACGAAGAACCAGCGCGGUUAUCUCAUGCGACAAAACACAAAGGUUGUCACGGCGAGCGACAAGGAAUCCUCCGACAUGUGGAAGACUCGAUCAGCCGGCAACUCCCCGGUCAAGGCUGAACGUCCCCAAUCGUGGACCGUCGAGCCCUGGAAUGGUAGGCCCAGGCAGAAAAGCGUCAGGCGCCGUCCCCAGACCAGCGGGCCGGUUCCGCCUAUGCCCGGCCAGGAGAGCAACGCACAACCUCUCAACCCCUUGGCCGAGGAGGACCUGAACCCUGAGCUGGCCACCGAGGAGAGUGGCGAGCGCGGCCGUCUCUUCGUCAAGGUUCUUGGAGUCAAGGACCUCGACCUUCCCAUCCCCAGAAACGAGCGCACCUGGUUUAGCCUUACUCUCGACAACGGCGUUCAUUGUGUGACGACGGCCUGGCUCGAGCUGGCGCGCAACGCGCCCGUUGGCCAGGAGUUUGAGCUUGUUGUGCCGAACGACUUGGAGUUUCAGCUCACUCUCAACGUCAAGCUAGAGAAGCCCCUGCCCAAGAAGGUCAUCGUGCAGUCUCCUACUAAGGCUAGCAAGCCCAAGACGUCUACCUUUAGCAGGGUGUUCGCGUCACCCAAGAAGCGCAAGGAGAUGGAGAUGCGCCAACGUGAGGAGGAAGAGCGCCUGGCGGCUGAGCAGCAGAAGGCAGCGCAGGCCAGGCAGAUGAAGGUUGCGCCCACGGCCUGGGACCUGCUGUCUCCGCUCGCGGCGGAGGACGGCAGCUUCGCUCGUUCCUACGUGUGCCUCAAGGAGCACGAGUCGCGCUGCUAUGGCCGUCCAUACGUUGUGGACGUGGCCUGCUUCAACGAGUGGGCGACCGAAGAGGCCGCUUUCGCGUCGAGCGUCAAGAGCAAGCGUGGCAACACGGCCGUUGUUCGCCGUGCCCCGUACAAGAUUGGCAAGCUGGAGCUCCAGUUGCUGUUCGUUCCUCGUCCUAAGGGAUCCGCCGAGGAGGACAUGCCCAAGAGCAUGAACUCCUGCAUCAGGGAGCUCAAGGCCGCCGAGGAGCGCCUCGCGAAGAACUGGGAGGGCCACUUGAGCCAGCAGGGCGGUGACUGCCCGUACUGGCGUCGGCGAUACUUCAAGCUCGUCGGCCACAAGCUCACAGCCUACCACGAGGCCACUCGUCAACCCCGUGCCACGAUCAACCUGGCCAAUGCCAAGCGUCUCAUCGACGACCGACGUGCGCUGACGGAGAAGGAGACGACCGGCAAGGGCGGCCGGCGUAGGCGAUCUGCGUUUGCCGAAGAGGAAGAAGGUUACAUGUUCGUCGAGGAGGGAUUCCGUAUCCGCUUCAACAACGGCGAGACGAUCGACUUCUAUGCCGAUACGGCCGAGGACAAGGCCGGCUGGCUGCAGGCUCUUACCGAUCUCGUCGGUCGUGGCGACAGCGACGACGAGGUCAGCGGGCCUCGCAAGCCGGGCAAGUGGUGCGAGCUCAUCCUCAAGAGGGAGGAGGCGCUACGACGCCGGGCAGAGGGCCGAAGGGUGCACUCGCGGACGAAGAGCACUUUCAACUAA
Messenger RNA from Colletotrichum destructivum, 4536 nucleotides. Its product is annotated as Putative pleckstrin domain, PH-like domain superfamily, anillin domain-containing protein. Bases 1 to 4536 code for a protein of 1511 amino acids. NCBI's taxonomy places the organism in Eukaryota, Fungi, Ascomycota, Sordariomycetes, Glomerellales, Glomerellaceae. The transcript has 5 exons. Gene Ontology annotation, molecular function: GTP binding. The record is from RefSeq and is a predicted model, not a curated record.